CGACUUUUAAUGAUGCAAAAAAUAAAUGAUGGAGAUACUGGGAAAAUUGAAAAAGAGCAAAAUAAAAAUUUGGAUGAACAAGUUGAAGAUUGCGAGACAAUUGGUCCUUUACCUCCAGCUAAAAAGCCUGGUACUGGAUAUGUAAAAUUGACAAAACAAGCAAGUACAUCGCCUAUUGACCAACAUUGUCUUUGGUAUCCAACAGUUAAAAGGACUGUGAUGUGCCUUAGCAAGUUAUAUCGUUGUUUGGAUCCCACUGUCUUUAUGAAUGUUUCUCGUGAAUUACUUGAUUCAUGUUGUCAAUCACUUGAACAUGCUGUGGAACGUAUUAGAGCCUUGCCUAUUGAUUCAGCCCGUUCCACAAUAAAAAAUUCUCCAAAUCGAACAAUUGAUUCAGAAUUAUUUAUAAUUAAACAUUUACUUAUUCUUCGUGAACAAACAAGUCCUUACCGUCAACACCAAAAACAAAAACAACCACCUAUGCAGACAUUAACACGUUCAAAUUCUGUUUUGUCAUCAGGAUCUGGAAUAGGCAUUGGACAAAUAGAAGAAACACAAAUUCACCCACAAUUGGAUUAUCAAUUAGAUUUAAGUAAAUAUACACAAUCGAUGCUACAAUUAUUAAAUCCUGAAAAUCGUGCUAGAUGGUUUGAAUUUGGUACAAACAAUGCACUUUUAUCGCUUCUUUUAUUGACACCUGUCCAUGUUAGCGAAUUACAAACAGAUUCUAGACGCAUCAUCGAGCAACAUUUAAAACGUUGGUGUCAUAUAAUGAUUGUUCACAUUUCUGAUCUUUUAUUGGGCCCUUUAGCCAAUUUUCAAUCAGAAUUAGAUCAAUUUCAAAAUGAGCAAGAACAGCGGGCAAAAAAUGAACUCGCUCCUUUGGAUGUUGCAUCUUCUGAGCGAUAUAACCCUCGGGCUUUGAAUGAUAGAUGUUCACAAGCUUUCAAGCAAUUGAAGCAAAAUUGGCCUCAAGUUCGUGCCGCUUUCGGUCUCUAUAUUGGAAUGCGUGAAACUGAAGAAAUUCUUCUACAACCUAUACGUCGUGCAGUUUGCAAUGCUUUUUCAAGUUUAAAUUCAUUCGCCGAACGUCAUUACGAAGAAGAACAACGUUUAAUAAUUUGUGCACCUGGACAAGAACAAAUUUGGCUUAUUUUAAAUGCAUAA
Molecule: messenger RNA, 1167 nt
Organism: Meloidogyne enterolobii
Lineage: Eukaryota; Metazoa; Nematoda; Chromadorea; Rhabditida; Meloidogynidae
Source: the annotation of a GenBank genome assembly